AUGGCUCAAGCGCAAAUCCAGCCCACGAGCCACAAAAGAAUACUAAGUCAUGACUUUGUCGUUGUAUCGGAAUCACAGAUUAUUCCUCAAAAUGAAAUGCCCGAGGUCUUCCGCCUUCCCUCUUGCAGUGGCCACAACCUCUACGAGAUCUCAGUCGAUGAGAUACAGCACCUCUUCACCACCAGAGCUUUGACCUCGGUACAAUACGUCCAAUUCUGCCUAGACAGGGUGCAAAGGGUAAUCUUCCUCCCUUCGAGCUCUAUGCAGACACUAAACAUCAGCAAGGUCAACCCGUACCUCGAAGCCGUCAUUGAGACAAAUCCGGAAGCUCUCGAUCAUGCAAAGGCGCUGGAUGAGGAGAGAAGGCUGGGCAAAAUCAGGGGUCCUCUUCAUGGCGUCCCUGUCUUUGUCAAGGACAAUAUGGCGACAGCAGACCGCAUGCAAACCACGGGAGGGUCGUGGGUGCUGCUUGGGUGUAUCGUGCCCAAAGAUGCACAUAUCGUUCGUCUUUUGCGACAAGCGGGUGCCAUCAUUCUUGGGAAGACCAACCUCGACGAAUGGGCUGGCAUGAGAGGCAGCAUUUACUCGCUAGGCUAUUCCGCUCGUGGUGGCCAGUGUCGAAAUCCGUACCUAUUGAACCGUUCUGCCAACGGCAGCAGUUCGGGCAGCGCUGUCUCGGUCUCUGCCAAUAUCGUCCCACUUGCUUUCGGCACAGAGACGGAUUGCAGCGUCAUCAGCCCAGGCAUGGUGAACGGCGUAGUUGCAAUCAAACCAACAGUCGGUCUCACAUCUCGUGGUGGAAUCAUCCCCAUCUCCGAGACUCAAGAUUCCAUCGGUCCAUAUGGUCGAUGCGUCGCUGAUGCAGCCCGGGCACUUGAUGUCAUUGCUGGGCCUGACCCUGACGACAAAUUCUCAACGGUGCCUGAACGGCGACAGCCGAAGAGCUACUGCGACUUCCUGACUGACCGACACUCACUGAAAGGCGCAAGGUUCGGGCUUCCAAUGAAACGAUUCUGGGAUGUUGCCCCGUACCCGCAGAAAGCCGUGGCUGAGAGAGCCUUGCGCCUCAUCAAGGAAGCCGGCGCUGAGAUUAUACCUGUCGACAUGCCUUGUGCAGACGAAAGAUUGGAUGAAGAUGGAAUCUGGGAUUGGGAACGAUAUGGCGAGAGUCGUCCCGAAAUCUCCGAGAUCACAGUCAGCAAGGUCCAGACAUACUACCUGAUGAACGAGUAUUUGGGCAAGCUGAAGAACAUUCCGAUCAAGACAUUGGAGGACGUCGUUCAAUUCAACGAUGAGAACCGCGGUUCCGAAGGCGGGCAUGAAGGUGAUUUGCCUGCUUUUCCCGACGGCCAACGACUGUUCCGCAAAUGCGUCGAGACGAAAGGGAUCAAAGACGAAACGUACUAUGCGGCGCUGAAGCACAUCCAGACGCAGUGUCGUAAGAACGGCAUCGACGCGGCUCUGCGUUGUCCUCCUGAACAUCGAAAGGGGUCAGAGGACGAAAUGCUUGAUGCUCUCCUCUUCUUCGACGUCAAGGCGGGAGGUAUCCAGAUUGCAGCCCAGGCAGGCUACCCGGUUAUGACGCUCCCGAUCGGCCUGGACCCGGAUGGCAUGCCGUUACCGCUGACAUUGCAGCACACGGCCUGGCAGGAUGAGAAAUUGGUCAAGUGGGCGAGUGCAAUUGAAGAUCUUUUGAAAGCACAUAACGAGGACAAUGGUAUUUCACCAUUAGCACGGUCGCAGAGAAUGGGCAGGAUUCCACCGACAUACAAAAAUCAUCUGCGGAAGAACAUCCCCGUCGAUCCUGACUACGAAUGGCCGGGUAGGCAUCGAGAUCAAGGAGCACCUUUGAAGUAG
This is a messenger RNA of Exophiala xenobiotica, 1857 nucleotides long. RefSeq lists its product as uncharacterized. The record is from RefSeq and is a predicted model, not a curated record. NCBI's taxonomy places the organism in Eukaryota, Fungi, Ascomycota, Eurotiomycetes, Chaetothyriales, Herpotrichiellaceae. The coding region runs from base 1 to 1857 and encodes 618 amino acids. The transcript has 4 exons.